CUUAACGAUUCUGUUUCUGUUUUCAUGUUGCAGGUUUCUCCCCGCUACUUGAUAUACGUCUGAUCGUCGAAGUAACGAGUCGACGCUGGAGGGAAAAAAAAACUACGACCAAAGUAAACGAAGUGGAAAAAGAUAACAGAGAGCGGAGGUUUGGAACAGAGGUCUGCAAUCAGUGAACGCCGUGCAACUCCGAUUGGCUAUCGACUGAAAUCCGAAGAGAGUUAGCGUGCAUAGAUCGCCGCUUCUGGCACCAUGGUUUAUUGAUUAAGAGCUAACACCGCGUGAACAAUCCCUACGUGAGGAAAACGUCUGGUGGACAACAACUAGCCCUUCAUAUAUGACUACUCUCGACCGUCUGCCGCCAUUGGGCAAAAAAGUACGUGCACGAAAGCCAAUAGGAUGCUGGCCAAGCGAGCAUGCGCGGUGGAUGGAUUGAAGACGGGACGUAAAGGCACGCAUUUCUCUUCUUUCCCGUGAAAUGAAGUAGUGAUAUGAUAUAAGUGUGCGAAACGUGACUGGGUUGAAUCAAUACAGCAACAAACACACGUGCUGCCAGUCUUUCUCCUCGCCUUUCGAGUCGGCAAGUUUCAACUGCACAUCAAAUACAAGUGUAAUAUCCCAGCUAUGCUUUGAUGUACCUCCGAGGAGUGAGCAUGUCACCCAGUUUUAUGCAAACACUGAACCGUAGAGGUACGGCACUCUUGGCUUUGUUACAUUGCUACCUUCGUGAUAUGGCAGUGGAGUAGGAGUUUAUAACUCACCAUGGAAUCAAGUACUUUUGAAACGGAGACAUACUACCCCGAUAAUGGGACAGAAAUUAUUUUGGAAGAGGAACCUAAAGUGGUCUUCUGGGCUUGGUUCCAGAUGAUGUGCCUUUUUCUUGCCAUUGUGGGAUUCCUCGGUAAUUUGCUGGUCGUCCUCGUCAUCAUUCGCCAGCAACGACGUCGAACGAGCACGGAUAAACUCAUCCUCGCCCUCGCCGUCGCGGACCUCCUCACCUCAAUCUUCAUCAUCCCCAUCCCAACCCCGACCAGCCUUCCAUACGGUGUCCUGGGGGAGCUCUAUUGUAAAGUCAUAUAUUCAUCUGUCUGCAUGUGGAUAUCGAUAAUGGCUUCGGUUUUUUCAUUAAUCAUGAUAUCAGGUGAACGUUAUGUCGCCGUGUGUUAUCCGUUUCGCUACCAGCGACUGUUUGCUGGCUAUCGACCUGAUGUCAUACUCUGUGUAAUCUGGAUCGUAUCCUUUAUAAUAAACACCAAUAGCUUCUACGUGUCGUUCGUCGAUACACCCGGUGUCAAUUGCACCGUCAAGUUUCCAACACCGGAGUUCCAGAUGUUUUUUGGUAUCGUCCUAUUUUUGGUGGAGUAUCUCAUUCCUGUAAUAAUCAUGCUUCUCGCGAAUGUAUACACAAUCCGCGCCUUAAAUCACCAAGCCAGGUCGUUAGUGGCCAAGCGGGAUAAAAGAUCGGGUCCUGCGUUAAAGCUACUACAAGCGCGAAGAAAAGUCAUCGAAAUGCUCUUCAUCGUGGUUAUAAUAUUUGUUAUUUGUUGGACACCCGAUCAAAUAGGAUACCUUGCUUUCAAUAUUGGUUUGGUGGAGGUUGAUUUUCUUUACAGUCCAGUGUACCGGUCAUUUGUUGCGCUCGCCUUCUGUAACUCUUGUGCGAAUCCAUUUAUUUACGCAGCACGGAAUCCGAAUUUUAGGCGAGCUCUCAAGGAAUUAGUAAUGUUUUCACCCAUUGGCGGAUCAAUUUUUAACCAAGGAGGUCCUGGGUUCACUGACCGGUUCGAGCUUAGCCAAACUCAGGGCACCAUCCGAGGGGUCCUGGCAAAUGGACGAAAACCGUCUUUACAUGCUUGUCUGGAAGUGCCAGGAUCAUCGCAAAAGACAGCCUCAACCAUGUGAAUAAAAGAAAAAAAUGUUCUCAUUGUUUGAUUGAUAUUAGUUAUGUGAACCACUUUUGCAACAAUGUUCUGUCACAUCAAAGUUCAAUCCGCUGCCAUUUUGACAGGAAAUUAGUCAGGAAGUUGAUCGUCUGUGGAGUGAUUUGUGUCUACACUUUGACAAUGAAUAGCGAGUCGUCAUGAGAGGAACGCGGGUUAAUUGGAGAAAAGAUAUGGAACACAUCUCAAUAGAAAUCACUCAUCCUUGAUCACAAUUUCUACAACCAAAAUCAUGUUUCCUUGUCUGUGACGGUAUAUUCGGCAACUGCUUUGCAAAAUUGAAACAGCGGGAAAAUAUGUUCUGACUACACAAAUGGAAAGGCAGAAUACUACCGGACUCAUACAGGCAGUGGAAUAAUGUUGAAUUAAUGCAGGCUUUCCGUAAAACAUCACAACACGCACGCGUAUUUAUUACAUGUGGUUAUCAAUGAAUGAACACACCAGAUAGUUGUAUUUAUCCGUCUACAAAAAAUAACGAGUCGAACAUUCUAUGACGUCAAAGCGACAUAAAUGUACUGUCGAGACACUUAUAAUGGGUCGAGAGACAAGAAAAGGCUUAAAUCAGAUAUGGACUGGUUGCCCUUUUUAUUGGCCCAUUAAUCACAAAGUCAUAAUGAACUCCAAUCGGAUUUGUGUGUCAUAACAGUUAUGUCAAUAUAUGGGACCACCAUUUGCCAUCCAAAUUGCGAUGUGACGUUGCAGCGAAUGAUUUUCUGCGUGCAGAUCUGGACAUUCGAAUGUACAGAGAGUAAUUUAUGAAUAGAUCAAGAAGAGUUAUGUUUUGUAUAAAAAAGGAAAUUUAUGAAAAAUAUAAUAUAUUUGCAAUUCGUUUACCGCCAAAAUUGGGUAUUGUGAGCAAAUGGACAUGGAAUUCGUUUCGAUACAGGUUUAGGUUUAACGAUAUAUCUUGUCACUUUGCUAUAAAAUAUGUCGAGGUUGCAAUCUAACUAUAAAAGUGAGCAGAAUUUCAAUGAAAUGUCUUCUCAACGAUCCGACCAGGUUUUCAGUUCAAAUUUGCUGAAGGCAGUUAUAAAACUACUAGUGGUAUCCAGAAAACAGAAAAUACAUAUUUUUUUUUCUAAAUUUCAGAUGAAAAGAAUUCCAAUUAAUUGUUUCUGACCAAAUUCUGGUAAUUGAUACCUUAUUUUUGUUAUGACAAAAAACUUCCCACAAUUGAUUCCCAAACUUCUUCAAACUGUCCAGGAGCAUAUCCCUCAUCGUAAUUGUAAUACAAAAUUUAUUCAGAUAGCAACCCAGGACAGCAAAUAAGCUUAAGUUGUCUAUUUCACCCUUGUCCGUUUUGCACGAUUUUAAGUACACUGAGAUUGCAUCUUAAGUCAUAUGAUGGACGUGGAUAAAGCGAGAUUGAAUAUUUUUAGUUUCGAUGUAUGCUUCGUUUUCAUGUAAAUAUGCAACUUGAAUCGAAAAAUAGUUGUGUUAAGUAGAAUCGAGACAAACUUUAAUUUGUAGGUAAUACAAAUACAAAGAGUUAAGUUAAAUAGAAUCCUUCAAUUCUUCUCACGUUUUGGAUAAGAAAACCAAAUAAUAAUUUGGUCAGAAAGAGACUACACUUCAAGGAUUUGAUUUUCUUAGAGGAUUUAUCAUCCACUGAAAUCUAUGUCUGUCAUGAAUGAUUUCCAUAAAUUAUGAAUAUCUUAACAAAGAAGUUGUUUUUCAGCAAACAAAUCCCAAUUAAGAUUCUCAUUAUAGUUAUAUAUCUCCUAAUAAUGAAAAAUUGAAUUCUUUAAUAAAUAUAGAUUUUUGCAAUUUAAAUGGAAAACAGUUUUGUUAUGCCCGAAGUAUAAUGCCUAUUUUGUGCUCUUAAUGUUAUUCCAAUGACUGGGUAAGUCAAGAAAUAUAACAAAUCAAAUGGGACUAGGAAAAGGAGAAAUAUACACGCUUUAAAUAGAUCUAUAACUUUUACGUUACACCAAUACUAUGUAUUACUUUUUAGUAGCUCUAAAAUUACUUGAAUGUAAUGGCAUAUAUCCAUUAUUUUACUGCAUUGCUGGUCGUUUGCUUUGAAGAUAGAGAAAUUAUCAAUCUUCUUCGUUUUUUCGUAAUAAUCAAUCCUAUCAAUGAUUAAACUGACAAUAUUCAUUUAAUAAUGCCCAAUACCGAACAGUUAUGAACAUUAUAAUCGAUAUUCGAAUACAACAUAUAAACCAUCAUCUUAACUGACUUAAAUGUGUGCUUGGGUGUAAAUUGUAAUGUUACAGGGCUGAGGUAUCAUUUGCUUAAAGACAAUAUGAGAUAAUAUUUUAUCCGCCUCAAACAGAUACAGUACUGAACGCUUCAAAAAAGCGUGUAACUAAAUGAAAUAUGUUUUGGUGUGCGUGUUUGUGUGUGCGCGCGUGUGUGUAUGUGUGCGAUCGUAUGUAUGUGGGUGAAUGCGUGUUUUGGGGGAGAUGUACUUUUGCAUUUUGUAUGUAUGAAGUUAAAACAGUUCAUUUCUACACUGAACGUUCAUUUAACCGAGUUAUAGGGUUGAAAGAAAAUAAUCCAUAUAAAUUUCUAUUUCUAUCCUCGAUUUUGUUCUUGUAGGCGUAUAUAGCAAAUAUGUGUGGUAAGUCGAACAUCCGGAAUUAAAAAUCUUUAGAUCUUGAAGGAAAUAGGUUCAGUCGUAGUUUGAGUCAUAAAUGUCAAAGGAAUCGGUUGUUUCAUCCUCUUCAUUGUUUAAACAAUGGCUUAAACGUCUAACAGCAGUAUGAGUUCGCCAAACCUAGUCACUAGCCAAACCCGGAUUGAAAUCUCGUUAUAAAUUAAUCAAGUCUCAGUAUAAGACCUAACAACUUUUGUUGUACUUGCUGCUCGUCCCAAAGAUGUUGAAAUCCAUACACAAACAAUUCAGAGAAAAGGACUUCACCAGUCGAUAAUCAACUAGUCGACAUUAACCUUAGUGCUGAUGGGUGUAUUUCAUUUUGUGUAGAAUUCUAGUUUCAAUAGACUAGACUGGUUUACUUACAUAUUCAAGGCUAUGGGUUUUUCAAUCCUGUUGACCAUGUGACGAGCUAUUCUAUUUACCUAUUAAUAAAGAAUGAACUACAAUACUUGGAA
This is a messenger RNA of Strongylocentrotus purpuratus (purple sea urchin), 4997 nucleotides long. Its product is annotated as nociceptin receptor. Gene Ontology annotation, molecular function: neuropeptide Y receptor activity. Gene Ontology annotation, cellular component: membrane. The record is from RefSeq and is a predicted model, not a curated record. The transcript has a single exon. Bases 763 to 1902 code for a protein of 379 amino acids. Lineage: Eukaryota; Metazoa; Echinodermata; Echinoidea; Camarodonta; Strongylocentrotidae. Gene Ontology annotation, biological process: G protein-coupled receptor signaling pathway.